Messenger RNA from Cetraspora pellucida, 685 nucleotides. Lineage: Eukaryota; Fungi; Glomeromycota; Glomeromycetes; Diversisporales; Gigasporaceae. The record is from the annotation of a GenBank genome assembly.
AUGUUGAUAAUACCUAUAAGAGAAAUUCUCAAUCACAAUUAGUUUUACCAUCACAAAUUAUAAUUGAAAAUUCUUAUAUUAAGGAUCUUUUUAAAGGACUUAAUCUUGCAUAUGUGUUGCCAUCUCAUACAACUUUAUCUAGAUGGUUACUUGAUGAGAAAAUUGCACAGGCAUUUCACAAUACUGCUAUAGCUGCAACAACAAUGUGGAAGGAUUUAGAUCAUUCUGCCCAGAAGUGUAAAGAAUUAAUCUUACAAUUCUGUUACUAUGAUGCUAAUAAAAAGCCUUUUGAUUUACCUUAUAUUCAAGGAUUAGAUACAUCUAUGUUGUGGUGGAGGUCUAUAAGAAGUCAUCCUAAUCAUCUUUCUGAACUUGCACAAAGACUUUUCAAUAAACAAAUAUGCCUUGGAGUUGAAAAGCUUGAAGGAAUGAUUACAAUUAGGUCUUAUCAUAUAAUUAAUAUACAAAGUGAACUUACUUAUUUUGAUGCUAAGUUAACUGAAUCCAAAUUAUGUGAAAUGGUAAACAUUGCAACGAUUGAUGAUAAUAUUAUAAAUAAGGAAGAACUAAGUAGAAAUAAUGAUGAUGCAUAUAAGAAAAGCUCAAAUUCAUUAUUUCAAACUAAUAUACUUUUAGAAGACUUUGUAAAUUUGCAGGAUCCUAUAUUUCAAGAUAGAGAAAUUAU